Protobothrops mucrosquamatus (brown spotted pit viper) is the source of this 275-nucleotide messenger RNA. RefSeq names its product low molecular weight phosphotyrosine protein phosphatase. Lineage: Eukaryota; Metazoa; Chordata; Lepidosauria; Squamata; Viperidae. The record is from RefSeq and is a predicted model, not a curated record. Gene Ontology annotation, molecular function: acid phosphatase activity; non-membrane spanning protein tyrosine phosphatase activity. Gene Ontology annotation, cellular component: cytoplasm. Gene Ontology annotation, biological process: protein dephosphorylation.
AGACUUGAGAAGAAAAUGCAAUCAAAUUAAAAACUGCAAAGCUAAAAUUGAACUCCUUGGUAGUUAUGAUCCAGAGAAUCAGCUUAUUAUUGAGGAUCCAUAUUAUGGAAAUGAUGAAGAUUUUGAAACUGUUUAUCAGCAAUGUCUCAGAUGCUGUAAAGAAUUUUUGGAGAAACCUCAUUGAUGUGGUUAUGUUUCUGAACGUGAAUAAUUCUAUGACAUUAGAGCAAAAUCUCAAUUAACAUUAAACUAUGAUAGUGUGCCUCUAAAAUAGA